AUGUUUAGGCCAUUGAAGUAUUAGAUCAAUCAAAAUAAUUAAAUCCCAAUAACUAUUCAUCUUUGUGGUGUAAAAGUAAAAACUAUAAAUAAUUAAUAGGAGUAUGUUUAAGAUUCUUAAAUAAAUGAGAAGAUGCAAUUACUUAGUUGGACAAAGCAUUAAUUAUAAACCGUCAGCAUGUUGAAUCCUUAAUGAGAAAGGUAGAUUGAAUAAUGAUUAAAUUAAUAGGUGCAUGUUUAAAAGUUAAUUAUUAAUUACAAACAGGGAGGUUGAAAUUUAAUAGGGACAAAUAUUAGAGAAUGUACAAAAUGGAUUUUUGAAUAAAAUAGCAAUAAGUUAAAGAAAGUUUACAUUUAUAUAUGAAGUUAACAGAUUAACCUUUUUAAAGAGAAUGAAUUUAUUUGGGUAACUGGUUAUAAAGAAAUAGAUAAACAUUUGUUUUUGAGUUAAAAGAAGGAGUCUUUUAGAAAAAUGAGGAGAAGACAAUUUAAUUAAUUAAAAAUUAGAAUCCUCAUGAAUAUCGUUUAUCAUUAAUUUAUGAUUAAGAGAAGAAUAUGAUAGUGUUAAGGCAGAAAACAUAUAUUUAUAUCAUUAAGAUGAAUGAUGGAAAAUUCAAAAUAGUUGAUUAUUUGAAUUGUGACAGUUACCAAAUUUAUGGGAAUAUUAAAAAUAAUGGAAAAUAUUUAAUCUAUUGA
Messenger RNA from Paramecium sonneborni, 695 nucleotides. Lineage: Eukaryota; Ciliophora; Oligohymenophorea; Peniculida; Parameciidae. The record is from the annotation of a GenBank genome assembly.